Penicillium nucicola is the source of this 1095-nucleotide messenger RNA. Its product is annotated as sialidase family protein. The transcript has a single exon. The record is from RefSeq and is a predicted model, not a curated record. Bases 1 to 1095 code for a protein of 364 amino acids. NCBI's taxonomy places the organism in Eukaryota, Fungi, Ascomycota, Eurotiomycetes, Eurotiales, Aspergillaceae.
AUGCCUGGACACUUUGGCCAAAAAGUCCUCAAGACCCUUGGAAUUGAUCCAAGUGGUCAUCACCAGAGCUCCAAUGAUGUUCAGCUUCAGGGCAGAUUUGCAGUGAACAGCGAUGAACGUGGAUUGUCUUCGCCCCCCAACAAUGGCACAUACCCGCGUCUGUGUAGGCUCUCAGAUGGGACUAUACUCUCCUCUUUUACCCGAUUCCCCGACGGACAACGCUCAUUGCGUGUCGCCAAAAGUACAGACAACGGUCGCACGUUCGAAGACUUCGCCGAAGUGACUCGUGCUGCAGGCGACGUGGAUAACAUGUUUUUGUGUGAGGUGGUCCCCGGAACUGUGCUAGCAGCGUUCCGCAAUCAUGACAUGGGUCCCAACGGUCCUACCCAUUUCCGUAUCACUGUCUGCCGGUCAACGGACGGUGGUCGAGUUUGGCAAUUUGCCUCCCAAGCCGCAGAGAAGCGGCCUCCCAUGGGUAUUUGGGAGCCAUUCAUGCGAUUAAAUCGUCAGGGUGAGGUUCAGCUGUAUUUCUCCCAGGAGUUCGCCCCCAACAAUCAAUGCACCAUGCUCGUCGUUUCCCGGGACCACGGAAGUUCUUGGACUCAACCGACCUGUCUUCAUGGUGACCAGGACCCACUUCGUGAUGGGAUGACUGGAAUUGCACGAACCAUUGACAAUGGCCGUGAGGCUCUGGUCAUGGUCUUUGAAACCACUCGAUACGGCCAAUUCAACGUUGAAGCACUUCUCUCAUAUGACGACGGCGUAACUUGGGGCUGGCGUCAUGAGGUUUACCAUCCACGUCAGGGCCACAACGCUGGUUCGCCGCAGAUUGCAUCGUUUGCUGAUGGGUCACUGGCUGUGGUCUUCAUGACGGAUGAAGACUCUAAACACGUAGAAUGGGUGAAGAAUGCUUCUAUUAAGGUUGUGUUUGCUGGGCGACCGCAAGAAGGACGUAUUCAAUGGACUCAAGCCUCGCCUGUCUCACCCGCCUCUAGCUUCUGGCCUGGAAUCAUGGCACUCGAUCAUUAUAAUGUGUUGGUAACUUAUGACCGAGGCGGGCCUCUUGCGAAGACGGUCACUUGGCACCCCGCCUGA